AUGGCGAACACACAAAAAUUGGUGUUUUUUUCUCUUGUGAUAUUAGCAGCUUCAAUGUUUAACAACAACAUUUUGGUUUCAGGUGGAGAGUACGAGAAUAAGAUCACGUAUACAUACUGCCUUGAAAAAAUUUUAUGUGUGGGCAGUUUGGCAUUUGAUGCGUGCUUACUUAAUUGUACCUAUAAAGGGUAUAAAACCGGAACUUGUAUAAUUGUUCCGGAUCCUAAGAAUCCUAGAGCAAGAUGUUGUUGUGGUUAUCCGAAGCCAUCAUCUAACUAA
Eruca vesicaria subsp. sativa (arugula) is the source of this 279-nucleotide messenger RNA. Lineage: Eukaryota; Viridiplantae; Streptophyta; Magnoliopsida; Brassicales; Brassicaceae. The record is from the annotation of a GenBank genome assembly.